Molecule: messenger RNA, 378 nt
Organism: Lactuca virosa
Lineage: Eukaryota; Viridiplantae; Streptophyta; Magnoliopsida; Asterales; Asteraceae
Source: the annotation of a GenBank genome assembly
AUGGUACAUCUCUUUGAUUUACAGGGCUCAAAGUUGUUUGAUAAACUGAUGAGUAACAUUGUAAAAAUUGACAUUGAAGACUACAUCUGCACUUACGCUGACCAAAAAACUAAAAACCACCUCUGUCGGAUGGUAGUAAACAACAACGUCGAAUCAGCCAGGGUAGGAGGGAUCUAUUUGGAAAUGGGUGAAAGUGCGUUGCUAUUAGAUGGUGUAUUCUAAAAUUGAAAUUAUGCAUUGUUUGUUAGUGAUAGGAGAUGGAAGGCUGCAUCACAACAGGUAAGACACCUUUUGUAUUCAUUAGCUACAAAUGAUAUAAAAAACUUAUAGUUACAAGUUUUUAGGUUUUGAAAGAGAGAUUUGAAAUUUAUUAUGCAG